AUGCGGACACAGAGCGGACACAGAGCAGGACACAGAGCGGACACAGAGCAGGACACAGAGCAGGACACAGAGCAGGACACAGAGCGGACACAGAGCAGGACACAGAGCGGACACAGAGCGGACACAUGCGGACACAGAGCGGACACAGAGCAGGACACAGAGCAGGACACAGAGCGGACACAGAGCAGGACACAGAGCGGACACAGAGCGGACACAGAGCAGAAUCAGAAUCAGAAUCAGAAUCAUUUUUAUUGCCAACCUCUGAAAAGGUCCCAGUCUGUAGAUUCCAGGACACAGAGCGGACACAGAGCAGGACACAGAGCGGACACAGAGCAGGACACAGAGCGGACACAGAGCGGACACAGAGCAGGACACAGAGCGGACACAGAGCAGGACACAGAGCGGACACAGAGCGGACACAUGCGGACACAGAGCGGACACAGAGCAGGACACAGAGCAGGACACAGAGCGGACACAGAGCAGGACACAGAGCGGACACAGAGCGGACACAUGCGGACACAGAGCGGACACAGAGCAGGACACAGAGCAGGACACAUGCGGACACAGAGCGGACACAGAGCAGGACACAGAGCAGGACACAGAGCGGACACAGAGCAGGACACAGAGCGGACACAGAGCGGACACAUGCGGACACAGAGCGGACACAGAGCAGGACACAGAGCGGACACAGAGCAGGACACAGAGCGGACACAGAGCAGGACACAGAGCGGACACAGAGCGGACACAGAGCAGGACACAGAGCGGACACAGAGUAGGACACAGAGCGGACACAGAGCGGACACAGAGCAGGACACAGAGCGGACACAGAACAGAAUUACCAUUCGUGAGGAGGAGGCCGCAGCCGCCCCCUCCCCUCGCCACGCUCCCCUCACUGCCCUCGCCACGCUCCCCUCACUGCCCUCGCCACGCUCCCCUCACUGCCCUCGCCACGCUCCCCUCACUGCCCUGGCCACGCUCCCCUCACUGCCCUCGCCACGCUCCCCUCACUGCCCUGGCCACGCUCCCCUCACUGCCCUGGCCACGCUCCCCUCACUGCCCUCGCCACGCUCCCCUCACUGCCCUCGCCACGCUCCCCUCACUGCCCUCGCCACGCUCCCCUCACUGCCCUCGCCACGCUCCCCUCACUGCCCUGGCCACGCUCCCCUCACUGCCCUCGCCACGCUCCCCUCACUGCCCUCGCCACGCUCCCCUCACUGCCCUGGCCACGCUCCCCUCACUGCCCUCGCCACGCUCCCCUCACUGCCCUCGCCACGCUCCCCUCACUGCCCUCGCCACGCUCCCCUCACUGCCCUCGCCACGCUCCCCUCACUGCCCUGGCCACGCUCCCCUCACUGCCCUGGCCACGCUCCCCUCACUGCCCUGGCCACGCUCCCCUCACUGCCCUGGCCACGCUCCCCUCACUGCCCUGGCCACGCUCCCCUCACUGCCCUGGCCACGCUCCCCUCACUGCCCUCGCCACGCUCCCCUCACUGCCCUCGCCACGCUCCCCUCACUGCCCUGGCCACGCUCCCCUCACUGCCCUCGCCACGCUCCCCUCACUGCCCUCGCCACGCUCCCCUCACUGCCCUGGCCACGCUCCCCUCACUGCCCUGGCCACGCUCCCCUCACUGCCCUCGCCACGCUCCCCUCACUGCCCUCGCCACGCUCCCCUCACUGCCCUGGCCACGCUCCCCUCACUGCCCUGGCCACGCUCCCCUCACUGCCCUGGCCACGCUCCCCUCACUGCCCUCGCCACGCUCCCCUCACUCCCCUCGCCACGCUCCCCUCACUGCCCUCGCCACGCUCCCCUCACUGCCCUGGCCACGCUCCCCUCACUGCCCUCGCCACGCUCCCCUCACUGCCCUCGCCACGCUCCCCUCACUGCCCUCGCCACGCUCCCCUCACUGCCCUCGCCACGCUCCCCUCACUGCCCUGGCCACGCUCCCCUCACUGCCCUCGCCACGCUCCCCUCACUGCCCUGGCCACGCUCCCCUCACUGCCCUCGCCACGCUCCCCUCACUGCCCUGGCCACGCUCCCCUCACUGCCCUCGCCACGCUCCCCUCACUGCCCUCGCCACGCUCCCCUCACUGCCCUCGCCACGCUCCCCUCACUGCCCUCGCCACGCUCCCCUCACUGCCCUGGCCACGCUGCCCUCACUGCCCUGGCCACGCUCCCCUCACUGCCCUGGCCACGCUCCCCUCACUGCCCUGGCCACGCUCCCCUCACUGCCCUCGCCACGCUCCCCUCACUGCCCUGGCCACGCUCCCCUCACUGCCCUGGCCACGCUCCCCUCACUGCCCUCGCCACGCUCCCCUCACUGCCCUGGCCACGCUCCCCUCACUGCCCUCGCCACGCUCCCCUCACUGCCCUGGCCACGCUCCCCUCACUGCCCUGGCCACGCUCCCCUCACUGCCCUGGCCACGCUCCCCUCACUGCCCUGGCCACGCUCCCCUCACUGCCCUCGCCACGCUCCCCUCACUGCCCUGGCCACGCUCCCCUCACUGCCCUGGCCACGCUCCCCUCACUGCCCUCGCCACGCUCCCCUCACUGCCCUGGCCACGCUCCCCUCACUGCCCUCGCCACGCUCCCCUCACUGCCCUGGCCACGCUCCCCUCACUGCCCUGGCCACGCUCCCCUCACUGCCCUGGCCACGCUCCCCUCACUGCCCUGGCCACGCUCCCCUCACUGCCCUCGCCACGCUCCCCUCACUGCCCUCGCCACGCUCCCCUCACUGCCCUCGCCACGCUCCCCUCACUGCCCUCGCCAAGCUCCCCUCACUGCGAUCGCCGUGUCACGGUUAUCUCUGA
Molecule: messenger RNA, 2808 nt
Organism: Knipowitschia caucasica
Lineage: Eukaryota; Metazoa; Chordata; Actinopteri; Gobiiformes; Gobiidae
Source: the annotation of a GenBank genome assembly